ACAACGGAGCCGGAGGGCACCACCAGUUUUCAAAUCGACGAGACCACAGUUGUUGAGGCGAAUGAUGAGUCUGCUACUGUUCCGGAGGCUAUCCCCCUGCUGGAAGCAAUUUCGAAGCAGCAGCAGUUGGAGUUUCAAAAAUUGAAAGUAGAAUCGGUUGAAGAUGAGGCGUCAAUAAAAACAACUUCACCCGAGACAGCAAUCAACGAGCAAACAACAACAGCUGAUGACGAUAAUACAACAAUCGAAACCAAAACAAUUGCCAACGAAAAGGUUGAUACAACAACAGCGAAAGAAGCAGUCGAAAAGAGCGAAAAGUCAGUAGAAGCAACAACAGCUACAGAAACAACCACACAACCGUUAACCAGUGCAGUCGCAUUGUCAUCAACAAUAAUCGCAACAACAACAACAACGAAAAUACACUUAACCACCACUCCAAGUACGGACCGGUUUCGUAGCUCACCCGCCGCCGCUGUCGUCGCGCCUAUCCGCAUUGCUACGGACAAACAAGUAUCCGACGUUGUCAAGUCAGCCACCGCUCCGACCACGGAUGCGACUAUUGGCGAGGAGACAGCGCCGUCAAGUAUCGACGUCGUGAGUGAUGUGCCGAGGAGUGGCAACAACGAUCUAGUGAAUGUCGCUGCCGCGAGCAGCAUCAAGACCAGCGACACCAAAAAUGACAGCCGCACUAAGAAUAAAAACAAUAAGAAGCCGCCAGCGCGCAUUGCAGCGUCAGCGAAGGCAACGAUGGCGGCGAGCGAAAUAAAUAUUGAACAAGAAUUGCGAAUGAUUAAUGAAUUGGUGAAGGGCAAGCGACAGUUGGCCGCGUUGAAAAUGGCAGCUUUAAAGGCAACAACAAUGACACAAGCAGCAACAUCAGCACAAAAAACCACUGCCAGCGAACCAAAGUUGGUGGUGAAAAAAUCCGCAAACGCGGCUGAGAAUGAACAGAAUGCGCGUGGCGUGGCGGCGGUUGAGGUGCGGCACGAUGUUGAUGAAACAACAACUAAAGUGGCGACAGUAACGGCUGAAACCACAACAGUGGUCAACUCGCCCCUGGUUGCGGCCAGUGGCAGCAAAAACGAGGUUCUACAUACGACAGCAACAACAACAACUGAUGGAACCAAAGCAGCUACACAAAAAGAGGCGACGGCUAAAAUGGAAAGUGGUAGCCAGCCAGCAGAAACCACAACAGUGGAAAACACUACAGCGGCGGAGGCACUUAGUAAGAUCGUUGAGCUUGCGACCACAACAGCAACAGCAACAGCAGCAGCAAGUGCAGAGCCUGAUUUUGAGGCCGAGGCCACGGCGCCAAGCGUAGAAGCAACUGGUGCGACACUUUGGUCGCGGAUUAUGCCUCUAUUUGGCUUUGGCGUAACAGCGGUGGAAACCGGAGCUAAAGCUGGAGCCGCACCAACAGCAGCAGCAACAACAACAGCAGUGCCAGCGGCCGAGGAAUUAGCUGGAGGCGCUGCAAUUGGUAGUAUUAGUAGUAGUAAUCGAUUUAGU
Molecule: messenger RNA, 1509 nt
Organism: Rhagoletis zephyria (snowberry fruit fly)
Lineage: Eukaryota; Metazoa; Arthropoda; Insecta; Diptera; Tephritidae
Product: endochitinase A-like
Source: RefSeq, a predicted model, not a curated record